This is a messenger RNA of Aspergillus candidus, 2484 nucleotides long. RefSeq names its product choline/carnitine O-acyltransferase. The coding region runs from base 1 to 2484 and encodes 827 amino acids. The transcript has 4 exons. Gene Ontology annotation, cellular component: mitochondrion. NCBI's taxonomy places the organism in Eukaryota, Fungi, Ascomycota, Eurotiomycetes, Eurotiales, Aspergillaceae. Gene Ontology annotation, biological process: carnitine metabolic process. Gene Ontology annotation, molecular function: carnitine O-acetyltransferase activity. The record is from RefSeq and is a predicted model, not a curated record.
AUGUCGUACUCGUCUAUGGCAGUUCGCCAUUUCACAUCCCCCAAACCACUCGCGGACACCAUGGAGUCUGCCCGGUACCCGUCGCUGGAACCGAAAAUCACCCCAACGUCUGUGGAUGCGGGAGAGCAAGAGAAUGCCACCCCGGUGGUAGGACCGAAAACAGGCUUGACCUUUUCUCAUCAGGACGCUCUACCUAAGCUGCCGAUCCCCAGCUUGGAGGAUACCUGCAAACGGUAUCUUGAGUCCCUCUCGGCGCUGCAGACGCCGAGGGAGCAGAUAGAGUCCAAGGCUGCUGUGCAGGAUUUUCUCAAAUCGGACGGUCCGGUGCUCCAGGAGAAACUCAAGAAUUAUGCUACUUCGAAGACAAGUUACAUUGAACAGUUUUGGUACGACUCGUAUUUGAACUGUGACAGCCCGGUUGUCCUGAACCUCAAUCCCUUUUUCUUGUUGGAAGACGAUCCCACCCCUGCACGGAAUAACCAGGUGACCCGGUCAGCGUCACUGGCCGUGUCAGCACUGGCCUUCGUCAGGGCUGUCCGGCGGGAGGAGUUGCCGCCAGACAACGUCCGUGGAACGCCGCUUUGCAUGUACCAAUACUCGCGAUUGUUCGGAACCGCGCGACUUCCGACAGAGAAUGGGUGCAUGAUCAGCCAGGAUCCCAAUGCGAAGCAUCUGGUCGUUCUGUGCCGAGGCCAGUUCUACUGGUUUGAUGUUCUCGACGAGAACAAUGAUCUCAUCAUGAGUGAGAAGGAUAUCGCCUUAAACCUACAGGUCAUCAUCAACGACGCGGAGCAGACUCCAAUUCACGAUGCGGCCAAGGGUGCCCUCGGCGUUCUUAGCACGGAGAACCGCAAAGUGUGGUCUGGAGUGCGAGACAUCCUGACCAAGGACGAGGGAUCGAACAACGCGGAGUGCCUUAACAUCGUCGACACCGCCCUCUUCUGCCUUUGCUUGGAUGACACCGAGCCCCAAAGCACGUCCGACCUGUGCGCCAACAUGCUUUGCGGGACCAGCGAAGUGAUCCGCGGGGUGCAGGUCGGCACCUGUACCAACCGAUGGUACGACAAGCUCCAGAUCAUCGUCUGCAAGAACGGCAGCGCGGGUAUCAACUUCGAACACACCGGUGUUGACGGCCACACGGUCCUUCGGUUCGCCAGCGACCUCUACACCGACACUAUCCUCCGUUUCGCCCAGACCAUCAACGGCCAGGCCCCGAGCCUGUGGGCGACCAGCAGCCCCGACCCAUCCAAGCGUGACCCCCGAAGCUUCGGCAACGUCAGCACCACCCCGCGCAAGCUCGAAUGGGACAUGGCGCCCGAGCUGAUCAUCGCACUGCGGUUCGCCGAGUCUCAUCUCUCGGAUCUCCUCAAGCAGCACGAAUUCGAAGUCCUCGAAUUCAACGGCUACGGUAAAAACUUUAUCACGUCCAUGGGCUUUUCACCCGAUGCCUUCGUGCAGAUGGCAUUCCAGGCCGCUUACUACGGCCUCUACGGCCGCAUCGAGAACACAUACGAGCCAGCAAUGACGAAAUUCUUCCUGCACGGCCGGACAGAGGCCAUCCGCACGGUGACGAACGAAUGCGUCGACUUCGUCAAGACCUUCUGGGGCGAGAACCCGCCGCAGGAGAAGGUGGACGCUCUCCGCAGAGCCACCGAGAAGCACACGGCUAUGACCAAGGUGUGCUCCAAGGCGCAGGGCCACGAUCGUCACUUAUACGCGCUCUACUGCGUAUGGCAGCGGUCCUUCGAGGAGGCCCCCGCUUCGUCCGGCAACGACAGCUUCGAAGGAGGCAGCUCAACUUUCGGCUCCAGCCCAGUAGAGAACGGACUCGAUUCACCCAAAUUCUCCCCCGCAAUGUCCGAAGACGGCCUCUCUACCAACAGCUAUGGUCUACGCGCCAUCCGCCCCGCACCACCAACCCCCGCCCUCUUCAGCGACCCCGGCUGGGACAAGAUCAAUAGCACGAUCCUCUCCACCUCCAACUGCGGCAAUCCCUGCCUGCGCCACUUCGGCUUCGGCCCGACCUCUGCCGACGGCUUCGGUAUCGGCUACAUCAUCAAAGACGAUUCGCUCUCCAUCUGCGCGUCUUCCAAACAUCGCCAGACUGCCCGUCUGAUGUACACGCUCGAAUCCUACCUCUUCGAGAUCCGCAAGCUCCUCCGCACGACGAACCGCUCAGCGACGAGCCCGCGCACCAGCCGCGCGCGCGAGACCGAGGCCCUCGCUGAGAGACUCCAGCAGAGCGAGAACCACCACCGUCGGGGGCGCAUCGUCCGGGGGGAUCCGGGCCAGAUUAAUCGCGGGGCGGAGACGCCCACGACUGAUAGUGGCGAGGUCGACGAUGAUGGCAUGGGCGGAUACGGCUUCUUCGACGCAGGCAUGCUCCUCCACGCGCUCAAAGGCGUCAGCGCUGAUCGGGAACGCGCCGAUAGACCCGAACGACGGCGGUUUGUGGGGAAGAAAUUGCGGUUGAAUGAUUAUUGA